GGGGGGAGGGGAUGGCGGCUCCGGGAGCGGACCCCUGGGACCUGGGGGUGAUCGGGGGGUACUUCCUGCUCGUCAUGGCUGUGGGGCUCUGGACCCUGCGCAGGCGCGGUGGGCGGAGCCUCUCCGGGUAUUUCCUGGCCGGACGCAGCAUGACCUGGGCCCCGGUGGGGGCGUCGCUCUUUGCCAGCAACAUCGGCUCCGGGCACUUCGUGGGGCUGGCGGGGACGGGCGCGGCCGGCGGCAUCGCCGUGGGAGGCUUCGAGUGGAGCGUGAGUCGCGACGUGGCCGCCGUUUAUCGCAUGGCGGGGACGGGCGCGGCCGGCGGCAUCGCCGUGGGAGGCUUCGAGUGGAGCGUGAGCACCAUGCCCGAGUACCUGGGCCGGCGCUUCGGCGGGGGGCGGAUCCGGCUCUACCUGGCGCUGCUCUCCCUGGGGCUCUACGUCAGCACCAAGAUCUCGGUGGACAUGUACUCGGGGGCGCUGUUCAUCCGCGAGGCGCUGGGCUGGGACCUCUACGGCUCCGUGGGGGCGCUGCUGGGCGUCACCGCGCUCUACACCGUCACUGGCGGGCUGACGGCGCUGAUGUUCGCCGACCUGCUGCAGACGCUGAUCAUCAUCGCGGGCGCCUCCGUGCUGGCCGGCUACGCGCUGGGCGCCGUGGGCGGGUACCAGGGCCUGCUGGAGCGCUACCCGCUGGCGCUGCCCCCCAACGCCUCGGGGCCCUGCGGGCGGCCGCGCCCCGACGCCUUCCACCUGCUGCGGCACCCGAGCACCGGGGACCUGCCCUGGCCGG
This is a messenger RNA of Passer montanus (Eurasian tree sparrow), 792 nucleotides long. Its product is annotated as sodium/nucleoside cotransporter-like. The annotation marks the transcript as partial. Gene Ontology annotation, biological process: transmembrane transport; sodium ion transport. NCBI's taxonomy places the organism in Eukaryota, Metazoa, Chordata, Aves, Passeriformes, Passeridae. Gene Ontology annotation, cellular component: plasma membrane. Gene Ontology annotation, molecular function: D-glucose:sodium symporter activity. The record is from RefSeq and is a predicted model, not a curated record. The transcript has 8 exons.